AUGAAGAAGAAGGAAAAGGUGUUGCUUAUGGGCAAAAGUGGGUCCGGAAAGACUUCGAUGCGGUCUAUUAUUUUUAGUAAUUACAUUGCUCGAGAUACAAGAAGACUUGGUGCAACUAUUGAUGUCGAACAUUCGAACGUCAAGUUUUUGGGAAAUUUAGUGUUGAAUUUAUGGGAUUGUGGAGGUCAAGAGGCCUUUAUGGAAAAUUAUUUUGCUUCACAAAGAGAUAGAAUUUUCAAGAAUGUUGAAGUGCUCAUUUAUGUGUUUGACGUAGAAAGUCGAGAUUGGGAAAAGGAUCUUCAUUAUUAUCAGUCAUGUCUGGAAGCCAUUCUUGCAAACUCAAAAGAAGCUCGUAUCUUUUGCUUAAUACAUAAAAUGGAUCUUGUGCCAGAAAAUCAAAGAGACCAGAUCUAUGAGCAAAGAGUGACCGAACUUCAAAAACGCUCAGAGCCAUUGAAUAUUCAAGCCUUUAGAACUUCCAUCUGGGAUGAAACACUCUAUGCUGCUUGGUCCAAAAUUGUGCAUUGUUUGAUUCCUAAUAUCCGUGUAUUAGAAUCACAUUUAAGUAAUUUUUGUCGUAUUUGUGAUGCUGAUGAAGUAGUAUUAUUUGAAAGAACAACAUUUUUAGUGAUUGCAACUGCUGCCACUAUCCCACAUGGAGAUCAUCAUCGAUUUGAAAAAAUCAGUAAUAUUAUAAAGCAAUUUAACCUCGGUUGUAGUCGAUCACAAACAAGAUUCAAGAGUAUGGAAAUAAGAGGCAGUAGCUUCACUGCAUUUAUCGAUGUCUUGACUAAUAAUACCUAUGCCAUGAUUGUCAUGUCAGAUCCUAAUAUACAAUCUGCCGCAACAUUACUCAAUAUCGCGGCUGCUAAAAAACACUUUGAAAAGCUUGAGACAACAAGAUAG
Molecule: messenger RNA, 906 nt
Organism: Mucor mucedo
Lineage: Eukaryota; Fungi; Mucoromycota; Mucoromycetes; Mucorales; Mucoraceae
Product: Gtr1/RagA G protein conserved region-domain-containing protein
Exons: 7
Coding region: 1-906 (301 amino acids)
Biological process (GO): positive regulation of TOR signaling; cellular response to amino acid stimulus; regulation of autophagy
Cellular component (GO): fungal-type vacuole membrane; Gtr1-Gtr2 GTPase complex; nucleus
Molecular function (GO): GTPase activity; GTP binding
Source: RefSeq, a predicted model, not a curated record